This is a messenger RNA of Phytophthora infestans T30-4, 639 nucleotides long. RefSeq lists its product as uncharacterized. The record is from RefSeq and is a predicted model, not a curated record. The transcript has a single exon. The coding region runs from base 16 to 639 and encodes 207 amino acids. Lineage: Eukaryota; Oomycota; Peronosporomycetes; Peronosporales; Peronosporaceae.
GUCGACCAGUCCGAGAUGGAGACCCCCUCGACCGAGACCCCAGCGCUUCCGAUCACCACCUCCUUGCAAGCCACGGAGAUGGCAUUAGCUGCUCUCCCCAUGCCGGAGAUGUCUGUGAUGGUGCCAACUAAAUUAUCGGAAAUGUCACUGGAAGCGCCGCCCAAACUGGCGGAGAUGGCUUUGGAGAUCCCAGUCGAAACAUUGGUUAUGGAAUCGUCGGCGAAAUCGCCCAAAGAGAAGCGCAAAAACCUCACGGACCAGCAGCGUGUGACGAUCGUUCACUACCUAUUGGCAAAUAGUGCCGGAGGACGACUCAAGCACGGGGACAUGAAGGCUGCUGCUACUCACUUUGGGGUGCAUCGUGCUACGAUUCGUCGGUUGUGGAAGCUGCACACGGCGUCCAGUACGACGGACGGGUUGGCAGGCAACGUCGCCAGUCGGAUCAAGGGUCAUUCGGGACGGAAGCCGAAGGUGCCGGACGAAGAGCUCAAAGUUCGCAUUGCAGCGGUUCCCGCGGAGCGCCGAAUGACUGGGAGAGGACUGUCGACGGCGCUUGGAGUAAGCAACAGUGUGGUGGUGCGGCUGAUCAAGAGCGGCAAGCUGCGACGCCACCCCAAAAAGCUACACUACAUCAUGUGA